This is a messenger RNA of Myotis myotis, 372 nucleotides long. Its product is annotated as 40S ribosomal protein S24-like. Gene Ontology annotation, molecular function: structural constituent of ribosome. The transcript has a single exon. Lineage: Eukaryota; Metazoa; Chordata; Mammalia; Chiroptera; Vespertilionidae. The record is from RefSeq and is a predicted model, not a curated record. Gene Ontology annotation, biological process: translation. Gene Ontology annotation, cellular component: ribosome. The coding region runs from base 1 to 372 and encodes 123 amino acids.
AUGACCAACAAACUGACUACUUCAAUGGGAACAAAUCUCAUUGAUGUCCUUCACCCUGGGAAGGCAACAGCCCCUAGGACAGAAAUUCAGGAAAACCUAGUCAGAAUGUCAGAAGACACCAGAUAUUAUCUUGUGUUUGGAUUCAGAACCCAUUCCGGCAGUGGCAAGACAGCUGGCUUUGGCAUGAUUUAUGAUUCCUUGGAUCCCACAAAGAAAAAUGAACCCAAACAUAGACUUGCAAGACAUGGCGUAUUUGAGAAGAAAAAGAUCUCAACCGAACAGCAAAAUGAAUAUGCGAAUGGGAUGAAGAGCAGCAGGGAACCGCCAAAUCAGUGUUGGUGCUGCCAAAGGAAAGGCAAGAUUCUUCAGUGA